Chaetomium fimeti is the source of this 489-nucleotide messenger RNA. RefSeq names its product ubiquitin-related modifier 1. Gene Ontology annotation, molecular function: protein tag activity. Gene Ontology annotation, cellular component: cytoplasm; nucleus. The transcript has 3 exons. The record is from RefSeq and is a predicted model, not a curated record. The coding region runs from base 91 to 423 and encodes 110 amino acids. NCBI's taxonomy places the organism in Eukaryota, Fungi, Ascomycota, Sordariomycetes, Sordariales, Chaetomiaceae. Gene Ontology annotation, biological process: protein urmylation; tRNA thio-modification.
ACAUCCCACAACCAGCAACACACAUCUCACCCGCCGCCAGCCCGCUUGACUCGCCUAUCUGCCCGAAACUUUUCGGACACCUUUCUCAACAUGUCAAACGCAACCGAGUCGGCGGCAAUCCCCAUUGUGGUCGACUUCUCCGGCGGUCUUGAGAUGCUCUUCGACGACCAACGCCGGCAUUCUGUCUCGCUUCCCGCCGUCGACGCCGGCGGCAAGCCGGCCAAUAUUGCCUUCCUUAUUCAAUACCUCUGCAAGAACCUCAUGAAGGAUCCCCGGGUCGACCUGUUUGUCCUAGACGACCACCUCCGUCCUGGCAUUCUGGUGCUCAUCAAUGACGCCGACUGGGAGCUCGAGGGGGAAGAAGCCUACAAAAUUCAGCCGCACGACAACAUCUUGUUUGUCUCGACCCUCCACGGCGGCUGACCAAGCACGCCAUCCCGGGGACCCGGGGCUCCAAACGCGCCGUCCGCGAAAUCAUGGAACAAGCCG